Messenger RNA from Neocloeon triangulifer, 1473 nucleotides. RefSeq names its product voltage-dependent anion-selective channel-like. The transcript is spliced from 6 exons. Gene Ontology annotation, cellular component: mitochondrial outer membrane. Gene Ontology annotation, molecular function: voltage-gated monoatomic anion channel activity. Gene Ontology annotation, biological process: monoatomic anion transmembrane transport. Bases 98 to 946 code for a protein of 282 amino acids. Lineage: Eukaryota; Metazoa; Arthropoda; Insecta; Ephemeroptera; Baetidae. The record is from RefSeq and is a predicted model, not a curated record.
CUGCAGGACGUUCUCUCGGCUCCAUCUUUGAUCACAAGAAGGUCGUCUAAACGCCGCAGUUCCUCCGUUAACUCAAAUUUUAACCUAAAAAUACACAAUGGCUCCUCCCACCUAUGGUGAUCUUGGAAAGUCUGCCCGCGAUGUUUUCGGCAAGGGCUACCACUUUGGAGUUUUGAAACUCGACGUCAAGACCAAGACCCCCACCGGCAUCGAAUUUUCGUCUGGCGGAACUCACAAUGUGGAGUCUGGCAAGGUUCUGGGAUCUCUUGAAACCAAAUAUAAGAAGUCCGAAUAUGGAAUGACCUUCACUGAAAAAUGGAACACAGACAAUAUCAUUGGUCUGGAAUGGGCUGUGCAGGACCAGCUGGCCAAGGGCCUGAAGCUGUCCCUGGACGCCAGCUUUGCACCUCAGUCAGGCAAGAAGUCUGCCAAGGCCAAGACCGAGUACAAGCACGAAAUCCUCUCCGCCAACUUUGAUGUUGACCUCGAUAUUGGAGCCCCUGUCAUUCACGGCGCCUCUGUUUUCGGUUAUAAUGGUUGGCUAGCCGGCUACCAAAUGUCCUUCGACACCGCCAAGUCGAAGCUGCUUAAAAACAACUUUGCCGUUGCUUACGAGUGCAAGGACUUUGCCCUGCACACCAGCGUAAAUGACGGACAGCAGUUCAAUGGAUCCGUUUACCAGAAGGUGGACAGCAACCUCGAAACCGGAAUCCAGGUUUCCUGGGCUGCUGGCUCCAACAACACCUCAUUUGGCAUUGGCUGCAAGUACAACCUGGAUAAGGAUGCUUCUCUCCGUGCUAAGAUUAACAACAGCUUCCAGGUUGGCUUGGGAUACCAACAAAAGCUGAGGGAUGGUGUCACCCUUACUUUGUCCACCCUUGUUGAUGCAAAGAACUUCAACCAGGGAAGCCACAAGGUUGGCUUGGGAUUGGAGUUGGAGGCUUAGGCAGUUGCAUGUAAAAAAUCUCCUCCGAACGCAGCCUAAAUUCAGUUCAGUUGGUACGAGGGAAUUCGGAAGAUCUAUGAAAGUAUUAGGUCACAAACAAAAAUCUCCCUUACAUCAUUUGUUGUGCCCUAAGAUUAUAAUCUAGCCCGACAAUGGGGGAGAAAUCAAGAAAAAAUUGUAGCCCUGCUGUUAAAUAAAUCAAUGCUUAAACAUGUUAAAACACACUGCAUGUAAAUUAUGUCAACUACAUUCCCUCCCAGAUGCAGUUCUCGCAGGACACCUCACCUUUUUUCUAUUAAAUCAAAUGGCUUUUUGAAGUUUGUUGGAUUAUAUGCAGCUCCCUGUAGCAGAAAAUUCUUUAGUAUGUUAACUGCAAAAGCACACAUCAUGAACUGAGCAAUGUUGCUGUAGCAAAGACGCCUCUGUUUAAGCAACUGGCUUUUUUGCCGCAACACAGAAGUAAUAAAUUUGUAUUGUUAUGAUUGUGUGAAUAAAAGGAAAUCACUAGAGUGAAACCAAAAAACCUA